Molecule: messenger RNA, 1263 nt
Organism: Bacidia gigantensis
Lineage: Eukaryota; Fungi; Ascomycota; Lecanoromycetes; Lecanorales; Ramalinaceae
Exons: 2
Coding region: 1-1263 (420 amino acids)
Biological process (GO): coenzyme A biosynthetic process
Cellular component (GO): cytosol; nucleus
Molecular function (GO): pantothenate kinase activity; ATP binding
Source: RefSeq, a predicted model, not a curated record
AUGGAAGAAGCUGUGGCAGGCGAACCACUGGAGAGGAAAUUAUCCGCCCUUGAAGAGCUCAUACAGUCUCCUGGCCACCUCAGAGUUAAUGUCCAAGGCGCGUUUAUUGCGGACGAAAUCAGCUGGCUAGAUGGAACCCGACAUGAUAUCAGUGAUAUCAGAUUGCCUCGUCACACUUCUGUGGUCAGCCACGUGGCCUUGGACAUUGGCGGUUCGCUGGCGAAACUGGUUUAUUUCUCGAGGGAGCCAAAUUCCAAAGAAUUGGGUGGCAGGCUCAGCUUUGUCAAGUUUGAGACCGAUCGAAUUAAUCAAUGCUUCGAAUUCAUCAAGCAGCUCAAAUCCAAGCAAACCGCGCUCAAUGGCUCGAAGCCCAACGAAUUGGUCAUCAUUGCCACUGGAGGCGGAGCUUUCAAGUACUAUGACGAGAUGAAAGCGAUUCUCGGUCUGGAAGUGUUACGAGAAGACGAAAUGGAGUGUUUGAUCAUGGGUCUCGAUUUCUUCAUUACAGAAAUACCGCAGGAAGUCUUCACCUAUAGCGAGGCAGAUCCCAUGCCAUUUCAGCAGCCCCGAACUGACAUCUAUCCAUAUCUGCUGGUCAACAUUGGAUCAGGUGUAUCUAUGAUUAAAGUCUCUGGUCCUAGGCAAUACGAACGUAUCGGUGGAACCUCUCUUGGAGGCGGUACGCUCUGGGGCUUGCUCUCAUUGAUGACAGGCGCAAGGACGUUCGAUGAUAUGCUAGCUCUAGCGGAUAAGGGCGAUAAUACCAAGGUCGACAUGCUGGUAGGAGACAUUUACGGCUCAGACUAUAGUAAAAUCGGCCUAGCGACCAAUGUCAUCGCGAGUAGUUUUGGGAAAGUCUUUAGGAAGAAGAGGGAGGGAGAGAAAGCAGCCGAAGAUGGAAAUGGUAUGUCUAACGGCGACAGGGCUGACGUUGAAGGUAAUGAUAAGCUGGAUUUGGCAUUCGCUCCCGAGGAUAUCAGCCUAAGCUUGCUCUACACGGUAAGCAAUAAUAUAGGUCAGAUCGCAUACCUCUUCUCCGAAAAACAUCAGCUCGAGAACAUAUAUUUUGGAGGCUCCUUCAUUCGUGGGCAUCGCCAAACCAUCAACUCGCUCACAUUUGCCGUGAAAUUUUGGUCCGGAGGAAAGAAAAAGGCUUUUUUCCUCCGCCACGAGGGAUAUCUUGGAUCCGUAGGCGCUUUUCUGAAAAGACAACCUAAGAACUGGGGUCGGAGAAAUAGCUUCGAGGAGAGAUUCGGCUCUUAG